AUGUUAAUAUUAGUUCUAUUACCUAUUGUCUACUUAGGUUAAACAUUAGAAUAAUGUGAAGUCAAACAAGAAUAAAUAUAAAUGUUCUUCUCAACCUAAGAAACAUUUGAAUGGAACUUAAAAGAUUUAUUUUCAGGAUCCUAUUUGAAUUACACAAUAUCAGCAAAAUAACCCUUUUUUACUUUUAAAAAACCUAUCCAUUAAGAAUAUAUACCUAAAUAGUUGAUAGAAGGUAUAAUAUGUUUUUAUUUUAGGUAUAUCAAAAAUUGUUGCCAUAUAAGCAAAGACUGAAUAAGGAUAGAGAGUAUGGUUAAAUUAUUUUGCUUUUAUAGAAAAAAGUGUAAAUUAAUUAUCAAUUUUCUAUGCUGAAGGGUAAUUAUAUUUAAAUGAUAAAGUAGUACAUAAGGAGAUUAUAGACCACCAUAUUUUAAUUAUAAAAUAGUGUUUACUUAAAAUCAAGAUAUUUAAUGUUUAAGUUUAGAAUAUCUUAAUGAUACUUCAUUUUUAGCUGAUUGCUAUAAUUCUAUGAAAAAUCCAAUAUAAAAUUAUUUUUACGUUGUAAGUAAAUCUGGUUCUGUAAGAAAUAUUAGUAAUCAGAAUUAAGAUGUGUAAAAUAUAAUUACAAAAAGAAUUACUAAAGUGAUACCAUUUGUUGAUGCUAAAAAGAAUCAAAUGAAAUUAUUGUUUAGAUCAACACCAGCAUAUGCAACUGGAUCAGACUUAAAAAUUAAUUCAUUAAUUGAAAUUUAUAAUCUAGAAACAUUUUAAAUAGUUAAUUAAUUAACAGCACGUGAUAUUGGUACACUUUUGAAAGUUUAAGAUCCUUACAAAUAUUAAUUUAGUUUGAUAGAUUUUGAAUUAUUUCCAGAUGGUAAACUUUAUAUUUUAACUGCAUUUGAUGGAAUAAUAAUAUUAUAAAUGGAUUAAGGUUUUGGUUUUACUUUAUUAGAUAGAAUAAAAUUAUAUAAUGAUGUUAGAGAAUUUGAUGUUAGUCAUUUCUUGUCAUAAGAAGGAUUUUUAAUUGAAGUUAUUGGAGUUUUAUACUAAAAUAAGGCUGAAAUUUAUGAAAAUAGAAUUUAUAAGGAUUCAUAUUAAUUAGAUUUUACUCCUGUUUAUACUACUUUAUUAAAAAUAUCACAAGAACUAUUAAUUAUUUAAAAUAAAGGGAAAACAUAUUUAAUCAAUAUUGAAACUCAAGAUUUGAUAUAUAAAGAAGUACUUGAAGGAAUUUAAGGAAUAUUAAUCAAUUAAUAUAUGGAAGAAUUAAUCUAUAUUACAUAAAUAGAUGCUAGAAGAUUUACUUUAUCAAGUGGAAAGUUAAGAUUUACAUCAGGAGAUAUAACUGCAUCAAGGGAAGUAAUAACAAUUUCUGCAUAUGAUGAACUUGGUUUUUAAUGUUAAUCUCAAUUAAUAUAUAGAGUUUUAAAUUAAUUUGAUUCAAAAUUAUAUGCACUUUAAGAAUUAGAAAUAUCAGAUGUAUUUUAUGAUUAUCCUUUAUGGAAUCCAUUUAAAAUUCCAGUAUCAGGGCCAAAUAUAUAAUUUGGUACUUAUUCUGAAAGUAUAUCUGAAUAUGGAGGAACAAAUACUGUAAAACUUAUUAUCAAAUCUGGAGGCACUAUUAAUGCAGAAUCAAUCUAUUCUUAAAUUCCAUUAGCAAAAUCUACAUAAUUUGUAAAAUUAAUUAGUUUAGACCAAAAUGAAUAAAAAAUAGCUAUUAUAUUUUAAGAAUCAUCAACUAAGAAUAUUCUUACUUACAUUUGUUCUACAGAUUAAUAUUAUGAUGGAAAAGUAAAUUUAUAUUGCAUUAAUUAUAUGAAAUUUUCUGCAAAAAUAGAUUUAGUUAAUUCAAAUUUCUAAUGUUAUUUUAAAUAAGAAGUUCUGUAUGUAUUUAUAAUUGAUAAUUUUUACACUGUUGGAAUGUAUUCUAUUUCAUAAUAAGAUGUAUAAAAUCAAUAUAAAUUUAUAUAUAAUUCAUCAAUAUCAAUAGAUUCUAUAAGUGUAGUUGCAAGCAGAUUAUAUGUUAUAUUGAAUAAUCAAUAAUUAGACAUUUGGAAUAUUGAAACUAAAUCAAGAUACUCAGUAACUUAUAACACAGUAAACUAAUUAGGAUUUUAUGGUAAUUGGAAAAUUAGGAAAGUAGUAGGUAAUUCUAGAUAUCAUCCUACUAUCUUAUUUAUAAUUAAUAAUGAUAAUAUUAUUAUUGCUGAUUAUCAUAAAGAAUUAACAAUUAUCAAAGUAUUAACAUAUGAUAAAUCUACUAUUGAUGUAGCUAUUGGUGAGGAUACAUUCUUUGUAGUAGUUCAUACAAGCAUAAUAAGUAGUAUAAUAGAAUAUGAUAUUACUAAUUAUUGUAAUAUCUUUAAAAUGAAAGAUCUACCUAUUUACAGAUACAAAAUUUAAGAUUCAUUGACAAUGAUAAGUAGUAUUGAUUCUGGAUUAUUAUAUAUUGCAGCAAAUGAUAUUGAUAAUAAUAAUACAUCAGUCAUUUUGAUUUAUAAACCUAGAUAAUCUUUAAGAGAUUCUUUAAUUAAAGUUAUGAUACCAAAAAGAUAGAAAUUAUAUAUUUUUGAAUCUUAAAUGGCUGCUGGAGGAUUUAAUCAUUAAAUAUUUUAUUUAAAUGAUGGAGAUGAACAUAAUUUGGAAUGGAUUGACAAAUAUUAUUAUUAUUAAGUAACUCCAAAUUAUGAGACAAAUUAAUGGGUGAAUAAAUUCAGAUUAAAUGUAAGUAUAUCAAAUUUAAAAUAAAAUCCAAUUGUUGAAUUAAGUUAAGCUAUAGUUUUAUAUCAAACAAAAUCUUAAAUAAAGUUUUUUUAGACUAAUUUGAAUAUUACAAAUUAAAAGUGGUUUAAAGAUGAAAUUACAUUAAAUAUGGUAGGAACAAUAUUUGAUUAUUUAUUGUAAUGUUAAUAAUGUGGUUAAGGUAAAAAUGUUAAUAUAAUCUAACCAUUAACAUUAUUUAAAUAAGAAUAUGGAGAUGAUUUAAAUGUAGUUGAUUAGAUUGAAUGUGGAGGAUAAGAUAGUCUUAGAAUAUUAUUAGUAUCUAAAUCAAAUUUAUAAGCAGUUAGAAUUUAUAAUAGUACAAAUUCAUUUUUUAAAUCUAUUGUAAUUUCUAAUUAAACUAAUUAUAAAUGUGAAAAAGUCUUAAAAUAUUUAAAUCAUAUGAUUGUAGCAUGUCGUAAUUCAUAAAAUUACUAAAUGGUAACAAUUUGGUGUGAUAAUGAAACUUCAUGUGGCAAUGUAAUUAAAUAUUCAGAUAUAACAACAAAUGUCAAAAAUAUUUAUUCAAUGAAUUUUGAUUAUAAAUAUUUAAUUGUAGUAGAUGCUCAUCCUAAAAAUCUUAAAAGUAUGGAUACUUAUUUACGUCUAUUUCUUGUGACUUUUGAUGAUACUAAACAUACAGUUACUUAUUCUUAAACAUAAUCAAUAAAUACAGUAUAAUAAUAUGGUGAAUAUUUAGUUAAAGCUUUAUUACAUCAUCGUCCCAAUUAUAGUGUAAAUACAUAUAUUCUUGGAUUAAUGUCUAAUGGAGCUUUAAAAAUAUAUACUAGUUCAUUGACACUUAAAGUAAGUACUAUAAAUAUAUAUACAGAAAUCAUUAAUAAUGGUGGAGAAAUCAUUUAGAAAGAAUUUAAUGACUUUUUUUUUACUGAAAUUCCUACUUAUUCUGUAUAUAUUUCAACUAUUCAUUUACUUUUUACAUCUUAAUCUUUGAAUUAUAAAUUUAAUUUAGUUUAUGAUACAGAUAAUUAUAAAUUAAAAUCAAUCACAUAUAAUUAUGCUUUAAGUCGAUAUUAUGAUGCACAAACAUUACCAGGAAUGUGGAUUGAUUAAUAUAAAAAUAUUGCUUCAAUUCCAUACAGAGUUAAUGAUAAAAAAGUAUUUAUAUUUUUUUAAUUACCUGAUAAUUCUGUAAAUGAUAAAAGGAUUGUAUAUUCAUAUGGUGGAAUAUCUGAAUACCAUGAUUUUACUUAUACAGAUUAAGUAUCUUGUACAAUAUAAAAAAAUGUAAAAUAAUUAAAUCUAUAUAGGUUGUUAUUUUAGGAGUUAAUUCUAAAUAUGAAUCUAAUAUGUUUUAUAUAAAAUAUUAUGAUUUACAAUUAAAAUAUACUAUGAUAAUUGAUAAUUCAGGUGGCAAUCUAUAGAAUUAAGUAGGUUCACUAGAAUUAUCAAAUACCAUAUGUUCAGAAUAACUUUAAUUUAAUAUCAGAAUAAAAGAAUCUGAAUAGAGAGAAGAAAAUUCAAUUAUAGAAUCAAAUGAAAAUAAGAUCAUGGAUGCAUAAUCAAAAUGA
This is a messenger RNA of Paramecium primaurelia, 4289 nucleotides long. NCBI's taxonomy places the organism in Eukaryota, Ciliophora, Oligohymenophorea, Peniculida, Parameciidae. The record is from the annotation of a GenBank genome assembly.